Molecule: messenger RNA, 756 nt
Organism: Symbiodinium sp. CCMP2592
Lineage: Eukaryota; Dinophyceae; Suessiales; Symbiodiniaceae
Source: the annotation of a GenBank genome assembly
AUGAUGCGAUCCAUGUUGGCGGCCAGCGCCCUUCUGCAGCUUUUGUCUGCUGUAGCUGGAACCUCCACAGCCAGUGACGAUGGCAGCGCCGCGAGUGAGUUUUUCCAGUACAUGAUGGCAAGCAGCAAGAACGCUUUCAGCAACUUUGGGUUUGAUAGUGAGAGAUAUGAUGAGUCGCGUUUUGCAGAGCUGAUCAUCGCUCAGUCCCAGGGUUGCAAGUUUUGCUUCCCAGAUGGUUUGGUUAUUCGUGGAUCAAGAAUUACCACAGAGAGAACUUUAGCAGACCUGAUUGGUUGUGGUUUCUGGAUGCGAGUGACUUGCUGUGGUUUGCUACUGACCUUUGCUGGAGCUUUGCUGCUAGAAGGUUGGUUCGUGGUGUUGAAGAAGGGAGGUGUCUCCUUUGUGCGAGAAGUGCGAGUACCCUCGGUUCCCACAGUACAGCAAGAAGUGCACAGCAAGAGUUACACGAUCGUGGUAAAAGAAGCAAUUGCCUUCCAGGACGGCAGCGAGAAGGAGAGUACCCUGGAGGAUGUCUACGUCGAGGACACCCAAGGCCGAGGAAGAACAGUUUUGGUGAAGCAAGAAGAAGUACCAGUUCGUAAAGAGCAUGAAGAAGAAAGUGAGCAUGUGGAGUUGAUGGCCACCAGCAUGUAUCGUCAUCUACCUCAAGUCCCAAUACGCUAUGAAGAACCAAGACUCAUGAACUAUGUGUUCGACGUGUACAAGAACUACGAGAAAGAGUACCAUGUCACAAAG